This is a messenger RNA of Glarea lozoyensis ATCC 20868, 648 nucleotides long. RefSeq lists its product as uncharacterized. Gene Ontology annotation, cellular component: MIS12/MIND type complex. Bases 1 to 648 code for a protein of 215 amino acids. Lineage: Eukaryota; Fungi; Ascomycota; Leotiomycetes; Helotiales; Helotiaceae. The record is from RefSeq and is a predicted model, not a curated record. Gene Ontology annotation, biological process: chromosome segregation. The transcript has 2 exons.
AUGGCACAACCAGAAAAAUCACCUUCCCCACCCCCGCCCGUCCCAACACCACUCACCCCAGGUCCCCGCGCCACGGCCUUCACUACUCUGUACUCGAAAACGCUGACGGCGACACUCAAUGCUAUCUCGUACGAUGCGUUCGCGGCUUGUUUCCCGGAGAUUGCAAGGAAGGCGCCGGGUGCGUUGAGGGUUUUUCAUGGACAGUUUUUAGGGAGGUUGGAGGGGCUUGCGGUGGAAGAAUUCAACACCAUCCUCACGGAACGAAACGUCGUCUCCAACCUCAAUAAACUCGAAUCCAUCAUCUCAUCCGCGCGAUACCUCAAAACAACAGCUGAUUCCUCUUCUACAACCACCACCUCUCAACCUCCUCCUCCGCCACACACACUACCUCCCUCCGCCCUCCUAACCGCCCACCUCAAACCCCAUCUCGCGGCCCAGCAAUCACAUCUCAACGCCAAAUUGCAGACGGUGGAGAGCAUGAAUGCCACGCUAGCAGACGAGAUUGAGGGCCAGAAGAAGGAGAUUGAGAGGUUGAUGAGGGGUUUGGGGGGGUUGGUGGGGGAUUUGGAGGAUGCGUCGGUGGAGGUGGGUGGGAGAGGGCAGGAGUUGGCGGGGGAGGGGAGGGGGGUGGAGGGGUUGUUGGGGUAG